Messenger RNA from Rhopilema esculentum, 3318 nucleotides. RefSeq names its product ADP-dependent glucokinase. Gene Ontology annotation, cellular component: endoplasmic reticulum. The record is from RefSeq and is a predicted model, not a curated record. Gene Ontology annotation, molecular function: ADP-specific glucokinase activity. Gene Ontology annotation, biological process: glucose metabolic process. NCBI's taxonomy places the organism in Eukaryota, Metazoa, Cnidaria, Scyphozoa, Rhizostomeae, Rhizostomatidae.
UACAGCUACGGAGGAGCCUUGUUUUGUUGAACGUGGAACCAAGAUGGCUGCCUGGUACAAUCUCUUUGCCUUUCUGGCGUUGGCUGGUGCUAUCCUGGCAUAUAUGAUUUUGAAGCAGAAUUGGGAAGCUCAGCAUAUGGAGAAAGUCAUUAGAGGACUAGAGAGAGAGGAGAAAAGUGCUAAUAUUUCAAAAAAAUUUCGCGCAGCAGUUGGGUUCGGAUCUUGUAUGGAUAUUUUCGUGGAUGGUUUGGCAGUGUUUGAGAAACUUGGUGUGGCACCUCCUGAACAUGCUGUCCAUCACGAACUUAUUCAAGAUAUGUCGUCCUUUGCUGAGACAUUUGCAUACUUCAUGGACGAGGGUGCUGCCUCUGAAAAGUAUACAAACCCACUAUUCUUCAAGAAGAUUUUAGAAGCUGCGAAAACAGUUUCAGGUGCACGUUGGGCUCCAGGGGGAAACGCACCUGUUAUAAGUCGAAGAUUAUCAAUAGAAGGGGCUGAAGAAAUUCUAGUUGCAUCAAAUGCAAGUGCAAAAUACAAAACAUUCUUUCCGGAAAACGUUCGUUUUCUUGAAGAAUCUGACCACAAGGAUGACAUCCAUAUUGUUCUCGAAUUUAAACUAGGUGAAGUUUGGGGCAACUACACAGCUUCAAGAGCAAAUAGAUUCAUCAUACAUAGUGACGUUAACAACCCAAAGCUACGUUACAUAGAACCUUUUCAAGAAAGACUCAGUAGCUUUGGGCCUGACCUCAUAAUUGUCAGUGCUUUGCAAAUGCUUGACAACUUUCCAUUCAAAGGUGAUGAACGACAACGACGAAUGGAGGUUCUUCAAAAAAUGCUAGAGCCUUUGUCAGUCCCAGUGCAUUUUGAAAUGGCAUCCUUCUCUGAAAAUGCAAUGUUAAAAGCAUUGUUAGAUUACGUCGUUCCCUAUGUAACAUCACUUGGCAUGAAUGAACAAGAACUACCAAAUUUGGUCAGCAUGUUGAAAUACAAUGAAGUUGUCAACAUAGCAGAUGCCAGUCCUAGAACUGCAAUUAUUCUUGAUCUGAUGCGAGAGCUUUACACUACUUUGAAAAAGAAAAGUAACAGAAUCGAAAGAAUCCAUCUUCAUACUCUAGCUUUCCAAGCAGUUAUAACAAGGUUGGGUACACCCUGGAAGAACACUCGAGCGGCCAUUGCAAAAGCAUCAUUAGUUGCCAAUAGAUAUGUUUGCAACACUGAUAAUAUAGAUGUAAAAAAAUCGAAAUUGUUCAUGGAUGACUCUUUUGCAACAAGUGUAAAACCUGGCAGUCGUCGUAUAUUUUUCAAGCCUGAAAAUCCAGUUUCAUGUUGGCAAGAGGACGAUUAUGAAGUCUGCGUUGCUCCUGUUCUUGUAUGCACUGAUAUUUAUCAAACUGGAGGGGCUGGAGAUAACAUUUCUCCAUCAGGGUUUACUCUUUCGCUGUAAGUUAGUAAAAGACUAAUUGAUAUAUAUUACGGUCACUGGCUUUUUGGGCAAAGGAUUUUAUGAGAUCCCGUGUGUUGUCUGACAAAUUAUAUUUCGGUAACUUGGUACCGUCAAUCUAUGGUUUAUAAACACAUUGAAGUUUCCAAGUUACUGAAAUAUAAUAUAUGUUUUAUUUUAUUGAUGCACCAUCCCUAUACCUUCGUUAGCCUUAAUGUAAUGAUGAUGGCCGUUGAAGAGAGGAUUGAUAGAUGGAGAUAUUGGUCAAGGUAUCGGUUGCCCAUUGUCGUACGCUUCUCACCCCAAUAAAUGUUAUUCAAAUCUUAAGACUGGAAGAAAACAGUGUUUGAUGUUUUUGCAAGUCAUACUCUCUGACUUGUGCCUUUUUUUACAGUCCCAAAUUAUUUUGGAUGUCGAUUAUCUCCACAUCAGUGUCUUGAAUGGAAAAUUAGACCACGAAUUGGCAUUUGGAACUUAUGCCCUUUGCCUAUUGAAAAGAGUCAUUGAGGGUUUGAACAAAUUAACUCAUUGAUGAGAGGACUAAGAAGGGUUCCUUUUUAAUGUCCCUAAAAAGAAUGCGAAUGGCUACAGUGUCUCUUUUUCAAUACUUUAACUUUGUUUUGGGUUCAUGUUCCAGUGAUAAUGGGGCAAUAGCAAUUGCUUAAAUCACUCAGAUUUGGGGGCAACUUUUUUCAUUAUAUAGUCCCCAGAUAGUCCUUCACUAUACAGAGCCUAAGGUUGCAAAAGAAGUAAACAAUAGGUAGCAGCGACAAGUGGUAGCAAAGAAGUUGCCCCUCUCGAUUUACCGUCUCACAGAAUCAGUAGUUGUUUACGGUAUAGCAUACUCACUACUCUAAAGUUUCAAUGCCUGUCUCUUAUCUGAAUAGCAAUAAAGUCAAACAAUUACACUUAUUUUUAUCAAUGCAUAAACAUAAGAUAACCCAAAUAUAUUAUGUAUUUACCUUAAUAUUUGCAAAGAUAUUGAUUUGCAACGGGUUCACUUUUUUUCGAAUUUAAAUCGUUUAAAUGGUUUUUAGAAUUGGCUUUUUAGCAAUGAUCGUCAUUGAAAUAUAAAUUUAACAAAGAUUUAAGUAGAAGUUGAAAAUUAACAAAAUGAAAUUAACAAAUUAACAAAAGCGGGAAAAUUAACAAAAUGAAGUCUUUAUUUAAAAUAUCAUUGAUGAAAUUUUAUGAAACAUUGUGUUUUUCUGCUGUUUCUGUCAGAAUUUGUAUCAGAAUUUAUUGAGAAUCGAAACAAGCACUGUAAGCUGGGAGUACAGUUUAUAUCUUCUUUAGAGGUUUUUUACACUCGCUUUCUUGAUAUUGGAUUCUUCAUCGGUUUAUGCUGUUCUUGCUACGAAACGUUAUCAUAGUAUAGACUUCUACAAAAGAAGAUUAAUGUCUUUUGUAAAAUUCGUGGACUUAUGAUACGAGAUAGGGUAUUAGAAAUUGUUGGCUGUGAAAAAGCUAGAAGAUAGCACCUGCAGUUUACUAUUUGAAAUUUCAUAUUGAUAAAAAUGAAUUGCCAAGGAUUAAGAAACUUAGAGAAAACAGGGGUAGCAUAAUAUCGUAAGAGUUUACCUCCAGGGUUGCCAGAUGGGAUUUACCAAAGAAAGCCAGAUGGGUGAAAAACUCUGGCUAGAAAGCCCAAAUAAAAAAAUUCUCCAAAAUUACACUGCGUACAUUUCCACGCAUGUGCCUUUUAGAUAAUUUCCAAACUCAAACAAGAAACUGAGAAACUCCCUCCUUCAAAUAUUUAUUUUGCCAAUCUUUAGGUUAGCUGAUAAUAUUUGACAUUUGGGUUUACAUUGGGCAGUACUGCUCUUUCAAUUCAUAAUUUGUUUGUUACUCAGGGUGUUCAAGUUAAAUUUCAAGUU